Messenger RNA from Lepus europaeus (European hare), 3257 nucleotides. It is a transcript of the gene TRIM16, whose product is annotated as tripartite motif containing 16. The record is from RefSeq and is a predicted model, not a curated record. Lineage: Eukaryota; Metazoa; Chordata; Mammalia; Lagomorpha; Leporidae. The transcript has 6 exons. The coding region runs from base 206 to 1861 and encodes 551 amino acids. Gene Ontology annotation, molecular function: protein binding; zinc ion binding.
UACAGCCGCCUCGUCACUGCAGCUGGCUGCCGUCCCAGCCCCGUGCACGCUCCUAACUCACUGGGCUUCCUUAGGGAGGGGGAAACAGUUAAGCUCUCCGGGCGGCUGCAGUCAUCUGGGCGUGGUUCUCUUGGCAGACCUGAGCCGCACAGAUUCCUGGUGCCAGAGGGGCAGAGGAAGGCGCUCGGGCAGCAGAGCCUCCCAGAUGGCAGAGUUGGAUCUGAUGACUCCGGGGCCCCUACCGGGGGCCACCGCUCACCCUCUGGUCCCCGUCAGCCCAGACUCUGGAUCGGCCAGUCCCGAAGAAGAGGAGGAUGUGGGCUGUCCGGAGGAGGUGGACAGCAGCCCUGGGGAGCAGGGGGCUCCUGGCGGCGAGAGCGAGGAGGGGAUCCUGUGUGACUUCUGCCUUGGGGACCGUAGGGUGAGAGCGGUGAAGUCCUGCCUGACCUGCAUGGUGAAUUAUUGUGAGGAGCACCUGCGGCCGCACCAGGAGAACAGCAAACUGCACAGCCACCAGCUGACCGAGCCGGCCAAGGACCGCGACCUGCACACUUGCCCUGCCCACCGCAGCCCGAUAGUCGCCUUCUGCUGCCCGGAUCAGCAGUGCAUCUGCCAGGAGUGCAUCCAGGACCAGCACAGGGACCAUGCCAGCGUGUCCCUGGACGCAGCCCGCAGGGACAAGGAGGCUGAACUUCGGUGCACCCAGUUAGACCUGGAGCAGAAACUCAAGUUGAAUGACAACGCCAUUGCCAGGCUUCAAGCCAACCACAAAUCUGUUUUGGUGUCAGUGUCAGAGGUAAAGGUGGUGGCGGAAGAGCAGUUCGGGGAGCUCCUCGCUGCUGUGAGGAAGGCCCAGGCUGACGUGAUGCUGUUCUUGGAGGAGAAGGAGCAAGCAGCCCUGAACCAGGCCAAUGGCAUCAAGACCCACCUGGAGUUCAGGAGCGCGGAGAUGGAGAAGAGCAGGCAGGAGCUGGAGAGGCUGGCAGCCAUCGGCAACACAGUCCUGUUCCUGGAGGAGUACGGCAAGUUCAAGAGCACCGAAGACAACGCCUUCCCCAGCGUGUACAUAGGGCUGAAGGAUAAGCUCUCGGGCAUCCGCAAGGUCAUCGCCCACUCCACUGUGCACUUGGUCCAGCUGCUGCAGAGCUACAAGGAGAAGCUCCAGGCGUUCGCCACGGAAGAGGAGUAUGACAUCAGAACUCAAGUGUCCGCCAUCGUCCAGCGCCAGCAUCGGACCUCCAAACCUGAGCCCAGCACCAGGGAACAGUUCCUCCUGUAUGCCUGUGACAUCACCUUUGACCCGGACACCGCACACAGGUAUCUCCGGCUGCAGGAAGACAACCGCAAGGUCGCCAACACGGCGCCCUGGGAGCAUCCCUACCCGGACCUCCCCAGCAGGUUCCUGCACUGGCGGCAGGUGCUGUCCCAGCAGAGCCUCUACCUGCGCAGGUACUAUUUCGAGGUGGAGAUCUCCGGGGCAGGCAUCUACGUGGGGCUCACCUGCAAAGGCAUUGACCGGCAAGGAGAGGCACGCAACAGCUGCAUUUCCGGAAACAACUUCUCCUGGAGCCUCCAUUGGAACGGGAAGGGGUUCACAGCCUGGCACAGUGACACGGAGACCCCACUCAAAGCCGGCCCCUUCCGCAGGCUCGGGGUCUACGUGGACUUCCCAGGGGGGACCCUUUCCUUCUAUGGUGUAGAGCAUGACGCCAUGACUCGGAUACACAAAUUUGACUGCAAGUUUUCCGAGCCAGUCUACGCUGCCUUCUGGCUUUCCAAGAAGGAAAACACCAUCCGGAUUGUGGAUCUGGGAGAGGAACCUGAGAAGCCGGCACCGGCCCCAGCAGGAACUGCUCCCUAGAUGUCUGUUCCAGACCUUUCACUAACCACCACCAUGGGGCAGCAGUUUGCAUUUUAAGGGUGCCUGGAGAGGGGAGCAGUGUAGCUGGCUUCAGUGUGUGGUUCUGUGACCGGGAGGUUCUUUGGCUGCUCACUUGGCGCCCUGGCAGCUCUGUUCUCUGUGUCUUUGCCGUAAUCCUUAGAUACCAGUCCCCCCCGUCAUCCUCUAGCGACUUUCUCCCAUCUGCUCAGGUGAACAUCAUGCUAUGCCCAGAACUUGUGACCAGGAAUCUAAAGAGGCCUAAAAAGUUUGCAGAGAAAUCAUGAUCAGUUGCUAGCUUGACUGUGCAUUUUCCAUGUGCCGGACAUGGCCCUGAGUGCUUUGUAGCAGAUCCAUGGGGUGGAUAUCAUUAUAUCCAUUAUAUCAUUCCCAUCUUGCAUAUGGAAAAACUGUGGUCCGUGCAGGUCCAAGAGAGCUAGAAAGUUACUCAAGGUCACUCAAGGUCACUCAGGUCACUCAGCGAGCAGCAGAGCUGGGCUUCAAGUCCCAGUGGGUAGGCAAUGAACUUUGAGCCACCACAUACCUAGUAUCUUCCUGGUUAGAUCAUGAUUGUCAUGUACAAGAGAAUUGACCAGAUGAUGAACCACAAAGCAGAGACGUUGAGCCCCUUACACCCGCCUCUUGUGGACUGCCUUGCAUGCCUGGAGUCUGACCUGGUCAUCCAGCCAUGCAUUGGCUGCAAGCUCACCACCUCACACAGCAGCUCUUUCUGUUCUGGGCCAGCAAGGAUUAGGAAAAACAACUUCAUGGAGCCCAAGUGUUAGACUCUGUGACCUCUGGGAAGGGGGUCACGCUUUUCUCUUCCAAAGCCAUCUGGCCCACGUGGACUUGUCUGAUCUCAUUCAAGGGACAGUCAAUCAAGUGUCUGAGGCCAGCUCGCACGGCCCCGUCCCCUUCUCCACACUGAACUUGACAAUUCCCACUCCUUCCCCUUGCUCCUGACCAUUUCAUCCUUCCUUUGACAAAGACGCUCACUAAGGUUAAUGGAGGGCCAGCACUGUGGCUCACUAGGCUAAUCCUCCACCUGUGGCGCUGGCACCCCGGGUUCUAGUCCCGGUCGGGGUGCUGGAUUCUGUCCCGGUUGCUCCUCUUCCAGUCCAGCUCUCUGCUGUGGCCCAGGAGAAGCACCUGGCUCCUGGCUUCGGAUCGGCGCAACGUGCUGGCCUCAACGCACCGGCCAUGGUGGCCACUUCGGGGGUGAACCGGUGGAAAAGGGAAGACCUUUUUCUCUGUCUCUCUCUCACUGUCUAACUCUAUCAAAAAUAAAUAAAUGAAUAAAUAAAUAAAUAAAGUACUGAUACUUCUCCUCCUCUCUCCUUCACCCUCUUCCUCUCCCUCUCUCCCUUUCUCUCUCUUU